This is a messenger RNA of Hypomesus transpacificus, 2544 nucleotides long. Its product is annotated as pancreatic secretory granule membrane major glycoprotein GP2-like. Gene Ontology annotation, biological process: neutrophil migration. The record is from RefSeq and is a predicted model, not a curated record. The transcript is spliced from 11 exons. The coding region runs from base 122 to 2224 and encodes 700 amino acids. Gene Ontology annotation, cellular component: cell surface; apical plasma membrane. NCBI's taxonomy places the organism in Eukaryota, Metazoa, Chordata, Actinopteri, Osmeriformes, Osmeridae.
CCAUGUGACAUCACACCAGUAUAGAACCACAUAAAAGACGUUGACUGUCAUCUGUCUGACAGAGGAGAGAGCAGAGGAAUCAGAUCUACGCUCUCUAGUGCAUGUAUUUUGUCUGACCUGCAUGAUGCGUCCUGUAAUGAUGAUGUCAAGGAGCCUGCUGUUGUUCCUGUGCCUACAAUCAGCUACUCCCACGACCACCACAGCUGCUCCCACGACAACCACAGAGGCUCCCACGACAAGUACAGAGGCUAACACAACAAUCUAUGCACAAUUUUGGUGUGCGGGCACACCUUGUCCAGCAGGCCAGGACUGUAUCAAUGUCAACGGUUCUCUUCGCUGUGCUGACCCCUGUGAGCAGUACUCAGUUCUGGACGAUGCCUGGCGCUCAACGGGCUACGGCCGUUCUGAUAACUGUGAUGCUUGGAGAGGCUGGCAGGGAUGGUAUCGUAUGUUCCUGGAUGGGAACAGCACCCAGAUGCCAGAGACGUGUGUGGACGUAAACAGGUGUGGAACCCAGGUUCCUCUGUGGCUCAAAUCCUCUCACCCCCUGCUGGGAGAUGGGGCGGUGGAACGUGGUGUCUGUGGACACCACAAAUACUACAACUACUGGGGCGGGCAGGCAGGGCGGGUGGACGACUGCUGCUACUACAGACACAAUAUCCACGUCAAAGCCUGUCCUGACCACUACUACGUCUAUAAGUUUGCCCCAUCGUAUUACUGUUACUCGGCUUAUUGUGCAGCUAUUCCCACAACAACUCCUGCUGUUCCCACGACAACUCCCGCUGUUCCCAUGACACCCUCCAGCUCUGUGAGGUUUUGGUGUGGGGCCACACCUUGCCCAGCAGGCCAGGACUGUAUCAGUGUCAACGGUUCUCUUCGCUGUGCUGACCCCUGUGAGCAGUACUCAGUUCUGGACGAUGCCUGGCGUUCAACAGAUGUCAAUGUCCUUUCCUAUAACUGUGAUGCUUGGGGAGGUUGGCAGGGAUGGUAUCGUAUGUUCCUGCAGGGCACCAGUGUUCAGAUGCCAGAGACGUGUGUGGAUAUAAACAGGUGUGGGACCCAGAUUCCUAUGUGGCUCAGUUCCCCUCACCCCCUGCUGGGAGACGGGGUGGUGGAAGGGGAUGUCUGUGGACACUGGAAUGGCUACAACUGGGGGUGGUGGUACUACUAUUAUGGGAGGGGGGAUGACUGCUGCUUCUUCAGAAACAAUAUCCACGUCAAGUCCUGUCCUGGCAACUACUACGUCUACAAGUUUACCCCAUUGAAUUACUGUUACUCAGCUUAUUGUGCAGAUACCAACUCUAAAGUUUGUGCAACCUGUGAAGAGUAUGAAGACUGUGUGAGUCACGAUGGCGUCACUUGGAGUUGUGGAACGACAAUCACCCCAGAGCUGGUGUGUGGGAGGAGCUACCUGGAUGUGGGUCUCCUCAAUUCUCAGCUAGCGGCCAAACAUCUGGACUCCUCCUCUGUUCACCUGGCCAACCCCCGCUGCUCCGCCCACCAGGAGAGUAAUGGGACAGUGUGGUUCCAGAUGGAGCGCUGGGAGGGCAGCUGUGGAACCACUCUGACGACCAACGGCAGCCACGCCAUCUACUCCAACAGUCUGUAUGUCUACCCUACCAGAAAUGUGACCAUGGUUCGACCCGUGAAGAUCCCUUUCUCCUGCUCCUAUCCUCUGGAGACAGAGGCCAGCCUGGAUGUGGCUAUCAGACCAUACCUGGAUCUUGAAGGUGCGGUGAAAAAUGAGGGUUCCCAGGCCAGGGCCUCCAUGUCUCUGUUCCGUGAUGCCAACUGCACAGCUCCUUACUCUGCAGGCCCGGUCACUCUGCCCCUGGGCUCCAUCCUGCAUGUGGGCGUGUCUGUUGAAGAGACGGACGCUGAGGCCUUUGUGGUCGUUCUGGAGGACUGCUACGCCACCCACUCCCCUGAUCCUGAUGACCUCCUGAAAUACCUCCUCAUCCAGCACAAGUGUCCCGUCAACCGUCGCCAGGUGACCGUGGAGGAGAGUGGCUUGUCCCUCCAGGCUCGUUUCUCUGUGCUGCUGUUCCUGUUCCAGGGGGACUACAGGGACGUCUACCUGCACUGCAGCCUCAACCUGUGUGACCAGAGGAACUCCUCCUGCUCUCCUAUGUGUUCAGGAAGGUCUGUCCGCUCUGUCGACGAACUCGUACCCCUCAAGCCCGUCACCAUCGGACCAAUCACCUUGGCCCAGAGUCUGGAGUGAGCUGAUGAAGUCACACCUCCCUCAGACCAUCCCUAUGGCAACCAGCCCAAACUCUUGUCUUUUGGUGAUGAUUCACUCUACAGUAAUAUAUAAGAGUAAUAUGAUUUAAUACAAUCAACUGCCACCUUUAUAUUGGGUUGGGGAUAGGUUUUCAUGUGCUCAGUGAAUGGCUGAAUUCUAUGACAAGUAAUUUUGUGCCGGGGAAUAAUGGGAAAUGUCUUUGCAUGUGAUAAACUAGGCAAGUAUUGCCAAUUAAUCAGGAAUUGUUCAACUGGGACUAUUUUAGCACAAAUCAAUAAAUGAAAGUUGAAAACAUUGAA